CCACUGCAAGUGAAGCUCGCCCGCCUUUGGUAAUAGAUCUAACAACAUCCGUCAGCGAGUGUCCCAACGACCGCCUGAAGUGCACGUACCGCUCAGGCCUGGAUGACCUGGCCGAGGUUUUGCAGGGCGCCAGUCAACUCCUGGAUAAGCCCGCUGACAUCCAAUCCCGACCCCGACCCCGACCCCGAUCCCGAGCUCGUCGACGCCGCACCGGUCUUCGCGUCGACCUGCGCGCCGACGGCCGCCGUCGCACUCACGCUCGGCGCGCUGCCCGAGCCAGUCGCCGACCCGCCCGACGCCCCGCUGCCGCCCGCGCCGAACGCAUCGACGAGGCUGCCGACGAGGUCGAGGAUCUGGCCGAGGAGCCCGCUCACGUCCGCGCUGACGCCCGCGGUGGCGCACAGCGAGAUGUCGUCGCCGGACGAGUCCGAGCAGGACUGGCCGGAGGGCGCAGAGGUGCUGGUCGCGGUGGGCUCUGUCGCUGAGCUCGAGCUCGAGGCGGGGGCCGUGGAGGUGGGCGCGGGCUGCGAGUCGGUGGCCGUGGACGUGGGUGCAGGGUCCGAGUCGGUGUCCGUGGAGGUGGGGGCAGGGUCCGAGUCGGUAGCCGUGGAGGUGGGCGCCGUGUCCGUCGCCGUGGAGGUGGGGGCAAGGCCAGAGUCGGUGGCGGUGGAGGUCGGCGCGGGCUCCGAGUCGGUGCAGCCGCAGUCCUCGUCGGGGCCGCUGGCGCCGUCCGUGCUCGCGCGCUUCAGGUUCGCGUCGACGCCGACGUUGGCGUUGACGUCGACGUCUACGGCGUCGUCGGCGCCGCCGUCCGCGCGCAGGGACACCCCGACGUUGCCGCCGGCGUUGACGGAUAUGGCGUUGUUGCCGCCGUUCCCGUUGCCGCCGUUCCCGUUGCCACCGUUGCCGUUCCCGCCCCUGCCGCCGCCCCAGGUGCGACGCGCCACCGAGAUGGGGGCCACAGCUAAGCCGGAAAAUCUCAGCGCCGCUGGCAGCGGAAGGCUCCGCAGACGGCACACCCGAGGGCAAGACGCUGGACAUCGGGACACUAGGGCCACUCGGGAAGGCACUCGGGAAGGCACUCAUGAAGGCACUCGGGAAGGCCGGCAUGCCCGGGAAGGCGGAGGAGCCCAUGCCGGGGAAGGCGGGGGAGCCCGUCGGGACGGGCGCGGCGGGGUACGCGGCGGAGGGGUACGCGGGGGCGCCGAGGGCGGCGAGCGCGCAGGCGAGGAAGGAGAGGUAGGCGGAGCGCAUGGCUGCUGGAAGCUUAAGGAGCGUGGGGCUGCGGGGCGGGUAAUCAGCGACGCGUAGGCGAACGAACCUGUAGAGAGCACUCACCGAAAGAGCG
Messenger RNA from Fomitopsis serialis, 1348 nucleotides. RefSeq lists its product as uncharacterized. Lineage: Eukaryota; Fungi; Basidiomycota; Agaricomycetes; Polyporales; Fomitopsidaceae. The transcript is spliced from 2 exons. The record is from RefSeq and is a predicted model, not a curated record. Bases 103 to 1311 code for a protein of 402 amino acids.